UAAGUGCAUGUUGAGAGAGAACAGAAAGAUGAUGCGGUGAAAAGGGAGCAAAAAAAGUGGUAAAAACAGGAUUUCCUACACACUGGUAUGUGCCGCUGCCUACGUUACUAUAUAAUCUCACAGGAGAAAAGUCAUCUUCAGUGAAUCUUACCUCCACAGGACCGGAAAAACGCUGACAGACGCCCUUCGGACCUCACCCAGGGAGGAAAUAUUACACUAUUUGAGUAACAAUCCUGAGGAGAUUGUGUGAUUCUGGACGAAACGAAAGUACGCCGCAAUUCCACCAGUCAGUCUAUUGCCUGCCUGUCAUCCCCUGUGUCAGAGAUGACUGCCUCCAAGCCCCUGUUCCUCUCAGCCAUUAUGAUCCUCAGCAUCUCCUCUUAUGUGCUCCACCAGAGGCUCCUACUGCUGGCUCAGACAGGGACCGCUCAUCAACACGAACCCAGGAACCUCACCAUCCUGCUGUGGCACUGGCCCUUCGGCCGUCCCUACAGCCUGGAGGGAGAUGUGUGCAGCGACGAGUACGCUAUCCCAGACUGCCUCCUCAGUGACAACACCUCCCUAUUCCCCCAGGCAGACGUGGUGGUCUUCCACCACCAUGAGCUGAAGACCGGCCGCUCUGCCCUGCCUCUCCACCUCCCCCGGUCAGUCUCCCAGCGCUGGCUCUGGCUGUCCCUUGAGCCCCCGGUGCACAAUGGCAACCUGACCCAGUACAACGGACUGUUCAACUGGACCAUGAGCUACCGAGGCGACGCUGACAUAUCCAUGCCCUAUGGGAAGAUAGUUCCGGUUCCACAUAACGGUAUCAGUAACGGUAGCAGCUAUGUGAUCCCCAAGAAGGGGGCUUGUCUGGCCAGCUGGGUGGUCAGCAACUACAGGCCGGACCAUGCCAGGAGUCAAGUCUACCAGAGCCUGAGGAAGUACAUUCCCAUAGAGGUGUAUGGACACUGGUCAAAGAGGCCACUGACCGACCAAAGUUUGAUACCCACCAUUGGCCACUGUAACUUCUACCUGGCUUUUGAAAACUCAGUGGCAUUGGACUACAUAACUGAGAAGUUGUGGAGGAAUGCCUACCAAGCAGGGGCAAUACCUGUGGUUCUGGGGCCCACUCGGGCUAACUAUGAGGCCCUUGUGCCACCAGGCUCAUUCAUCCAUGUCAGUGACUUCAAUAGCACAGAGGGGCUGGCUGUCUUCCUACAGCAGUUGGCCACAGACAGAGGACGCUACGAGGGUUACUUCAAGUGGCGUCAGACACAUAGAAUCAAGAUGUACACAGACUGGAGAGAGAGGCUCUGUAAUAUCUGUGUCAACUAUCAAAGACUACCAGGUAACAAGGUGUACUACGAUCUGGAGGCAUGGGCCAGUAGAUAACAUCAUAGAUGCUUUUGCUACUGUAGGUUGUUUUUUCCCCCAUGCAAAACAGCAGUCUGCAGUGCAACUUGAAAUGCAUUCAGUGCUUCUGCACCUGCAUUGCUUGCUGUUUGGGGUUUUAGGCUGGGUUUCUGUACAGCACUUUGAGAUAUCAGCUGAUGUAAGAAGGGCUAUAUAAAUUCAUUUGAUUUGAUUUGGUUCAGUUCUGGUGGUGAGCCACUUUCACAUCAGCUUGAUGACAUUACAACAUUGACUUUUGUUCCCUAAUUCAUGAAACACCACAGGAAAAUCACAACUUCUGUAAAAGAGGGAAGUCAUUCCUCUAACACCCAUCUUUCUGACACAAUACAUUUUUAGUUCAUAUGUUAGAUGCUUUGAUUUAUUAGUAGUAGUAGUAUGUGUUUUUUUCUGGAGCUAAUCAGGUUGACAAAUGUGGGUGGGCAAGUGGGAGGGAUAGGGAAGGCUCAGGGGACAAACAAGGGAUUUUCGGGAUUCGGAGCGGUUUCACUUUUGUAAAAAUGUAUGCUUAAAACUUCAAUAAAAAAAGGAGGGGGAAAAAAAUGGAAAUAAGGAAAUGACACAACCGUGCAGGCUAGCUAGACCAUGAUGCAAUUGUAAUGGCACAAGACAAUGUCUUUCCCGGCAGUAAUAUUGAAUCUAUGAAAGCUUACCCUCAAUAUUAUUGUCGGGAAAGACAACAUUGUCUUGUGCCAUUACAAUUGCAUCAUGGUCUAGCUAGCCGACACGGUUGUGUCAUUUCCUUAAUUCCAUAAUUUUAUUUUUCGUCCUUUUCUAUUGAAGUUUUUUAUUUAUUGAAGUUUUAAGCAUACAGUAUAGUUCAUACCCUUUCUUUAGGCAUAAUGACUAAUGCAAGUAAGUUACCAACCUUAGCAUGACUUACUCGAUUUAAGCCCUUGGCUCUUAUGGGGAGAAUAGGCAGUUGAUGAAUGUCCUCCAUCACACUUGGUUCAGGGUUUUUUCAGAUCACACCAAUUGAGGCUGUUCUCUCUCCUCCCAAGUCCUUCUGGGUCAACCCAUGUUUCUUUUCCCCUGAAAAAGAAUAGUAAACCAUAAACAAAAUCCCUGUGCCAAUACUCACGCAAUCCCUCUCAGAGAGAUUACUGUGCAUUAAAAGUUCUGCAUGUCACUCAAUUCAAACUACCUCCUCUGUAACCUGAUGUAACUGUAUGACCAAUAGUGAUGCAUAUUAUUGGAUUUCUAGUUCCAAUGAAAGUUACACACACCAACAUUGCAUCUCAAAUGGUACCCUAUUACCUACAUAGUGACAUUUAUAGGGAAUAGUGUGCCAUUUGGGAUACAGCCUUAGUUUCUGGAGAUGUUGCUUUAUAAUCUCUAUAUCUAUGGAUUCAGGGAACAAUAAUUGACCACUAUGCACAUUUAGCUCUGGCCACCAGAUGUCAUGAUUGCCUACAAACUGAAUAACAUAUGGAAACAAUAAAGAUAUGCAAUAAAGAUAUGCUUUUUAAAUUUC
Oncorhynchus kisutch (coho salmon) is the source of this 2863-nucleotide messenger RNA. Its product is annotated as alpha-(1,3)-fucosyltransferase 7-like. Lineage: Eukaryota; Metazoa; Chordata; Actinopteri; Salmoniformes; Salmonidae. Gene Ontology annotation, cellular component: membrane. Bases 325 to 1371 code for a protein of 348 amino acids. Gene Ontology annotation, molecular function: alpha-(1->3)-fucosyltransferase activity. The record is from RefSeq and is a predicted model, not a curated record. The transcript is spliced from 2 exons.